AUGAAUAUUCUUAAUCUUGAAGCUCAUCUGUCAACAAACAAUGCUUCUGUUCGAUUAACCGAUAUCUGUUUGAAACCAAAUAAUACCAGUUGUGCAGUCUUUUCUGUUCUUCAAUAUUUUCAAAAUUCACGUGACAAUCUUAACAAAAGCGUGGGUGACGAUUUCUUUUCAUAUGGUGAUUAUAUCAUGCAUAUAGCUCAAUGCUCAGCAAAAGUGCCCUCUUCGAAUGAUACAUUACUAAAUCUUUCGUGUUUUUCUGAUUUUGGUGGCAUAAUUCAUCCAUCUGUAAUACUUUCGAAUUAUGCGAGUCCGAAAAAUACCAUGAAAGCUAAAGAACUAGUUAUUACUAUUAUCAUCGAGGAUUCAAAUGAACCUGAAGAUAUUCAAAAAGGUAAGUUAUUCUUCAAUUUUUCAAAAUUUAACUUUCAUUUUAAUGAUCCAGCUGAAGCAUGGGAAGAAGUCUUCAUAAAUUACAUGCGAAAUUUCACUGCUACUCAAGACUCGUUACGUGCUGCAAGUCGUUGGAAUGAAUUGGCAAAUUUUACUGUAUACUACAGUAAUGAACAUUUCAUUAAAAAUGAACUCAAUAGUAUGAUUUGGUCAGAGGAUCAAUCAAAUAUGGAAUGA
This is a messenger RNA of Rotaria sp. Silwood2, 627 nucleotides long. The record is from the annotation of a GenBank genome assembly. Lineage: Eukaryota; Metazoa; Rotifera; Eurotatoria; Philodinida; Philodinidae.